AGAGAUUGCUGGCAGUGAUCUGGUCAAGGAGAAUCUGAUUCAGCUGAGAUGUCACUUCACAUGGCAUCUGCUUUUGGAAGACAUUGACAUACCUGAUUUGGAAAUGAGGAUCUCUGAGGAGCUUGAAUUCCUAGACAUCAAAAACACAGUGAGGAUGCUCAACCUCAGGGCCUAUGUGAAACACCUGAAAGGGCAGCAUGAGGAAGCCCUGCAGAGCUUGAAAGAAGCAGAAGCCUUGAUCCAGGGAGAGCAGUUGGGCAAAAGAAGCUUGGUGACCUGGAGCAACUGUGCCUGGGUGCAUUACCACAUGGGCAGCUUGGCAGAAGCCCACACCUACCUGGACAAGGUGGAGAACACAUGCACGGAAUUGGGCAGUCCUUUCCAGUAUAGUAUGGUGUGUGCCGAGACGAUCUGUGAGCAUGGCUGGGCCUUGUUGAAGUGUGGAAGACAGAAUUAUAAACGAGCCAUGACCUGCUUUGAAAUAGCUCUGACAAUGGAGCCUGAAAACCCUGAAUACAACCUUGGCUAUGCACUUGUAGCCUAUCACUUAGACUUUGAAGACGAUAUUAUCUUUCUAGAAUUCCUAAGGAAGGCUGUCAGGUUAAAUCCAGAAGAUCCGAAUAUUAAAGUGUACCUUGCACUGAAGCUUCAGGAUAUAGGAUUAGCAGCUGAAGCAGAAACACACAUUGAAGAAGCCCUCAGUAGCACAUCCUGCCAACACUAUACAUUUCGCUCUAUAGCCAAGUAUUACCGAAGGAAAGGCUGCAUAGACAAGGCUCUCCCUCUGCUACACAGGGCCUUGCAGGCGUCACCUGCCUCUGGCUACCUGCAUUACCAACUAGGGCUCUGCUACCAUAGACGAGUGAUGCAACUGAGGACAUCCACCGAUAAGCCGGCCCAAAGGCAGGCUGCACAACAGGCCAUUCUUGAAUUUCAAGAGGCUGUGAAACUCAGGCCUAGAUUUGAGAUGGCUUAUGUUGGCAUGGCAGAAGUUCAAGCAGAAAUCGGCCAACAUGAAGAAGCAGAGGCAAAUUUCCAGAAGGCGCUGAACAUGAAGGAACUGUACAGGAAUCUUGAGUGUCACAAAGAGCAGGAUAUUCAUUUACGCUAU
Molecule: messenger RNA, 1111 nt
Organism: Peromyscus maniculatus bairdii (prairie deer mouse)
Lineage: Eukaryota; Metazoa; Chordata; Mammalia; Rodentia; Cricetidae
Source: RefSeq, a predicted model, not a curated record